Messenger RNA from Dipodomys spectabilis (banner-tailed kangaroo rat), 3300 nucleotides. Its product is annotated as sodium-dependent glucose transporter 1C-like. The transcript has 4 exons. Lineage: Eukaryota; Metazoa; Chordata; Mammalia; Rodentia; Heteromyidae. Bases 101 to 1717 code for a protein of 538 amino acids. The record is from RefSeq and is a predicted model, not a curated record.
GAGAACCCGCGUGUUCUCCGGGGCCGCCAGGCUGGAACUACAAGUGGACUUCCGUGGGCCCGGGGCUGCCGGGCAGCGGCUGCUCCUGGCCGAGGCCCCGAUGGAGAAUGAGCCGGAGACGGCGGCGGGCGCCCGGCGGAACGGCCGCGGCGAGCGCCUGCUGCUCUGGUUCUCCACCGUGACGCUGUACGCCGGCUUCCUGGGGCUGGGAUUGAGUAUUGCUAUCCUGGGACCUACAUUUCAAGAUCUGGCCACUAAUGUGAACCGCAAUAUCAGCAGCCUUUCUCUGAUUUUCGUGAGCCGUGCCUCUGGGUAUUUGUGUGGCUCUAUGAUUGGAGGAGUUCUUUUUGACUGUAUGAAUCAUUUUUUGCUUUUGGGAAUAUCAAUGCUGGCUACCACAGUUGGUCUUUAUCUUAUCCCUUUCUGCAAGACUGCAGUACUGGUGAUUGUCAUGAUGUCUGUUUUUGGAGCUUCAAUUGGCAUUCUGGAUACAGGUGGGAACGUGCUCAUCUUGGCUCUUUGGGGGAACAAGAGCCCCCCCCACAUGCAGGCCUUACACUUCAGUUUUGCCCUGGGCGCCUUCCUGGCUCCCCUGCUGGCUAAACUGGCACUGGGCCCCACAGUGUCUGCUGACAACCACACAGAGCCCGACUUUCUCCCUGCAGCCCUCAAUGCCUCUUCUGAAGCCGCCUCAGACCCUCUACUCGCAGCUCCCCAUGACAUGAACUUACUGUGGGCUUAUGCUUCCACAGGCACUUACAUUCUCAUAGUUUCUCUCCUUUUCUUUGCUCAGUUCUUCAUGAAAAGCUCAAGGCAGGGAAAAUCAACAGCAUCUGCUCAGCAAUCUCGAAGAGCUCAAUACCACAAGGCCCUUCUCUGUCUGCUUUUUCUGUUCUUCUUCUUCUACAUUGGGGCUGAGGUGACAUAUGGCUCUUACAUUGUCUCCUUUGCCACCACUCAUGUUGGCAUGGACGAGAGAGAAGCAGCUGGCUUGAACUCCAUCUUCUGGGGGACCUUCGCAGCCUGCAGGGGCCUGGCAAUCUUCUUUGCCGCGUGUUUACGUCCUGCCACCAUGAUUGUGUUGAGCAACAUUGGCAGCCUGGUCUCCUCUUUGUUUCUGGUACUUUUUGACAGGAGCCCCCUUUGUCUCUGGAUAGCAUCCUCCGUGUAUGGGGCCUCCAUGGCCACCACAUUUCCCAGUGGUGUUUCUUGGAUUGAACAGUACACCACCAUCAGUGGCAAAUCUGCUGCAUUUUUUGUGAUUGGUGCUGCCUUGGGAGAAAUGGCUAUUCCUGCAGUAAUUGGAAUUCUUCAAGGAGAGUACCCAGAUUUACCAGUAGUUCUGUACACCUGCUUGGGGUCAGCGAUCUUCACUUCCAUUUUAUUUCCUAUGAUGUAUAAAUUAGCUACAUUGCCUCUGAGUCAUCAUCGAGUAGGACACAGAAAAAGUGAGGAUCAGAAAGCUUUGCUUUCUAGCAGUGAGCUAAACGACUAUGAGGAAGAGAAUGAAGGUGAGGAUGCAGAAAAAUGGAAUGAAAUGGAUUUUGAAGUGGUUGAGAUGAAUGAUACUGUGAGUCCUUGCACAAUAGAGAUGUCUAGAAAUAUUUUGAUGGAGACCACAGCUGACUUUUCCAACCAGUUUCUCUCUAGUCCAUUGCUAGUUGAGUCAUCUGUCAAUACUGGUGAUUUCUUUGAAAAAACCACUUGCAACACAUAAGUAUAAAGGGCUAAUUUUUACAGAAUAUGCAUUACCACUGACAUCAUUGAAUAAUCGCCAUGUCUAAAGAGGCUCUUGAGAGCAGAGCAUUGGAUUAUCAGCAUGCUUGGAAAUCAGAAUUUCUAGAUCCAUUUAUAGCAUCUGCUAAAUGGUUUGAAAUGCUCUGUGAUUGUGAGUGACUUUGUAUGGUAUUAUCUUGUUAGGAGACUUGUGCUUGGUUUGUGGCUGAUUAUAGUGGUGGUGUGUUAUAGUCCCCACCUUGUAGAGAGAAGGAAGGGACAUUUGUGUUUGAGAAUUUGGAUAGAGAAAAGUUGGGUACAAAAUUGUAAUAGAGAAAAACUACAGUGUAGGGAGUGGAAUGGAUUUGCUGAGCAAAUAAUCAGGCAUCCUUGUUUUGUCAAGGUUGUUUUCUUCCUCCUACUGUCCUUUCUCCUUUUUCUCCCUUCCGUUCUGAGAUUCUAGAAAUAAGAAAGAGGACUUACAUUUGUUCAGGAUGUCUGCUAGGAUAGUCUGUUCUUCAUUUCAAAGGUAAAACAAAAAUGAUAGCUUUAAAAAAGUGCUGCUUUCUAUGGUAUGGAUAGAGACAGGGAGAUUGUGGUUUGAGAGUUUGGUCAAGUUUGUAAACCCUAUCUCAAAAACCAACAGGACAUGGUUGCACAUGCCUGUGAUCCUAGCUACUCAGGAGGUGUAGGUGGGAAAAUUGCAUUUGGCUAGUAGGGGAAAGAUGAGCUCCAGACCCUGUCCAAAAAACAAUCUAGAAAUAAAAGGACUGUGGUUGUGGCUCAAGCAGAGGCCCUGGGUUCAAUCCUCAGCCAAAAAGCCCCCUCAAACCCAAAAACCAGAAAAGAAAUUACUGCUUAUGACUUCUCACUGAUUCUAAGGUACACCAUUUUUAAUGUAAUAGAGUAUGCAUUGUACUCAAUGAUUGUUUAGUAUUUGACAUUUUAGUGAAUUAUGUAUGUAGUCACAUAUAUUUAGAAUUUUGUUUUACAAUCAAUGUCUCAGAUUCAGUGAAAUGUCACAAUUUGUUCAAUUAUGGAGAAGAUACUAUUUUUGCAGACAUUCUACAGAGAAGUUAUUUUUAUAUGCUUUCUAGUUGUGCUCAGAUGGGAUAUGUUAGAUGUCACUGAAAUACUACUGUACUAGUAGAACUAUAAAUAGGCCUUUUGUGGUCCUUGGUCUACCUCAGGAACAGAGGCUGGGUCUGGUCCUUGCUGUUUUACAAUUUGAUUCUCAUUAGCUAUGGAUGAUAAUCACUGAUAAGUACUAUAUACCAGGCUAAUAGCUUACGUUAAGGCACUGACUGUCAGGUAUUGGGAAACCUAUGUCACUCUUCCAGGAAUUCUACUCUCUGAGUUUUGAAAUACCUGGGAAAUCAGGUGGUUUAUUGGUAUAGGAGACAGGGAAGGGACUUCAGAUGACUUUUGAUGUGAGUAGAAUUGGUGACUCGUGUUUCUUAUUUCUUCUCAAAUUAUGCUAAAUGACAUUGCAUUUUUUUUUUUUUCUGGUCCUGAGGCGUGAACUAGAGUUUUGCCCAAGGUGAAUGCUUUACCACUUGAGCCACAGAGCAACUUCCGUUUUGU